CAGAUGCCGAAAUACUAUCUCGAUUUCAAUGAGCAAUUUCGCAGCGAGGCAGCUCGCCACAAGCCCAAUAAAGAUGCGUUUCGAGAACGGGUACAUGGCUAUGCAAUUGAGCUAGUCCGGUCAGUCUGCGCUCGUGACGACCUUUGCGCCAUGACCAGGACAAUUAUAGGCGGCUUCCACAUCUGCAUCUUCUUCGACAUAACAUCAGCUAACGAGAGGACGAAAAAAUGGGUUUUGCGGGUUCCAAUUCCGGGAGAACACGGUGGGGAUUUGUUAGAUGAGAAAUUUAGAUCAGAGGUAGCCACUAUGAAAUAUUUAUCUGCUAAUGUUGCCAUUCCUAUUCCUCGACUCGUUGCUUAUGGCCUCUCGAACGGCCCGCACCCUGGAGGUGAUCACUUCAUGAUUAUGGAACACGCCGAAGGAGACAUACUGGCCAGAGAUUUAUCACAAUUGUCACAAUGGUCAGAGGAACGGAUCGAAACAUUAUACUCUAGCUUGUCGGAUAUACUUCUUGAACUAUGGAAUCAUCCCUUUCAAAGAAUUGGUUCUAUUGCACUACAGGAGGAUGGGGAGCCCGACAUCGUGAACUUGACGCGACCGUUAAUGUUGGAGUUCAAUAACGUUGAGCUGGAUGGCGUAAGCAUAUCUUCGGCAAUUCCUCCACAUCGAACGUUUGGAAAAGCCACCGAAUAUUUCAGCUCGCUUGCGGAUCUUCAGAUGAGUAUGCUUGUCCAUCAACGGAAUAACAUUGAGAGCAAAGAAGAGUGGGAUUUCAAAUUUACGAACAGGGUAGAUUUUAAAAGGGCUAUGAGAAACUUUGUGGACAAUCGCUGGGAUAAUGGCCCGUUCGUUUUGUUUUUAGGAGAUUUGAGCCCUCAGAACAUCUUGGUCAAUGAAAGCGGCUCUGUUACAGCUAUCUUGGACCUGGAGUGGACCUCGAUCAGGCCUAUACAGGCUAUUGGUCCACCUGUAUGGCUCAGUGGUAUAGUAUGCGGCGACGUGAUUGUACGGGAUGCGGACAGGUUGAGACGGUUCAAAUCUCGCUAUGAGCAGUUUGUGAAGAUCUUCGAGAGGCAGGAGGAUCGGCGUUUCCAGGAACAUCGGUCUGCAUUUCCAGAUAUGAGGCUUUCAGAUAUUAUGAAAACUGGGUUAUCAUCUGGGAGAUAUUGGUUUUCAGAGGCAGCUGGGUCGUUCUAUGGAUUCGAUGGACUUUUCCACUUCGCUCUGUCCUCCCACAUUUUGCAUGCCAAUGAUUCGAGUCAUUCGAUGAUGGGGAUAGUCGCCUCUUGGAUUGAGAGAAUGAAGCUAAGCGGCCUACGCACUCCGGAGCCUUUUCAUGGAUCCUGAGCCGCUUCCCAUGACUUUUGAGCACGACCCAAUUUAGCUGUCGACACUGUUGGGUCUUCUGAUCUUUUCAUCCGACCGCUUGUCUAGUCGUUAGUCAAGAGCGGGGGACUCGUAGAGAGGGAAGCCUCGGGUAUUACUGACAGGUCACAGCUGUUAUUAUGAACGAUUGUUAAUGAAUUAGGGCGGAUAUUGGAUGUAGGCGUUACUGAAAGACCUAUAAGCAUAGGCUGCAUAGCUGCAUAGGAUACUAGAGCAUGUAUGUGCUGGAAACCUAAUAGAUUUUCUUUGCGGAUCAUCUUUCUCUUGUUCAUUCUGGAAUUGGCAAGCUACCGAUAACGCGGUCCUUUAUUGGUGCCUAUAAUGUAAUAUACUUCCUGCUCCUUCUAUGGCC
This is a messenger RNA of Amorphotheca resinae ATCC 22711, 1738 nucleotides long. RefSeq lists its product as hypothetical. The transcript has 2 exons. Lineage: Eukaryota; Fungi; Ascomycota; Leotiomycetes; Helotiales; Amorphothecaceae. The record is from RefSeq and is a predicted model, not a curated record. The coding region runs from base 4 to 1347 and encodes 447 amino acids.